CACCAAUUUUGGUUCGUUUACCGUCCUUCACUGCUAUAGAAACAGCAGUGUGUAUACUGUGUGCAGUUGCAAGUGCACUGCGGCCUGAAAUGUAUACAGGAUGGUGAAGAAGGAUUCGACCGUUGUUUCCGUUGAACUCGCGUCUUUACCGACAACUAGUAAACUCAGCAUAAAGAACUCUGUUGUCAACCCCGCGAGUGCUUCCACGCCAGUUGAUAAGGGACCGCCAAAAAUAUGGCGACAAUGCCCAUUUCGUAACCCUGCAAGAUCAGAUGGACUAGUACUCAAGCACUGGAGGCAAUUGACUCGGGCAGUGGAGCCUCGCCAGGUAAAGGCCAAUGAUCCUUUGGAACUACGAGAGAAGUAUGCUGCAACGCUGGAUUCUAAUCUCACUAGUACGCUACCGCGAGUUGAUGAGGAACUAAACGUGUCUGACUCAUAUCCAUUCGCUAAGAUAGCACCCUCCAUUAAAGUAUAUCGCUACUCCGAUGACUUCUAUCGGUACCACAUUAGUGACAUGGACCCGUCGUGGUCCAAGGAGGAAACUGAUCUGCUGUUUGAUCUCUGCGAGAUGUUUGAACUACGUUUUGUGGCUAUACACGAUCGCUUCAAGUGGCGUAAGGAUAUAACAAUAGAGAAGCUAAAACAACGGUACUACUCCGUAACCAGGCGUAUUAUUGAAUAUGGAUUCGAGGAAAGGAUGAAAGCUGAAAUGAGUAAAAACAAUAAUCCAACACAUCCCGCUAUAGUAGCAUUGCGUGAUGAAGCGUCUCGCCACCCAUUGCUCAAGUUUACGUAUAACAUGGAACAUGAUAGAGAACGCAGAGAAAUGCUAGAGCGCAGUUACCGUGUAACUGACGAGCAGAAAGCUGAGGAGGAGCGUCUUCUAGAGGCAAUUAAGGACGCCGAGGCCUUGGUAAAGAAGGAAGAGAGAAAGAAACUUGAACUGAGGAAGUUCAAGAAGAAGUUUGGUAUAGUCGAGGAUAUCAUAAUGGUACCAAAUAUGGAUAAUUUGAAUACCAAGGAGGUUUGGCUCGCUAGUGAGAUUAUUACCACCUACAAGGCACAGCUUUCCCAGAAGCACAACGAUGCGGUUGACGAAAUGUUAACUGCACUAAAUGUACCAACACCGGUUAUAUCGUCCCGCGCAACCAAUGAACUCUAUUGUGUAGUGCGUGGUGAUGCUGCUAUAAUGAUCAACAUGGUCAACAAGGUAGACAGCCUAAAGAAGGAACUGGAUUACUGGAAAACCACGGUUGGUCCGAUAAAUGACCAUAUGAUCACACCUAAAUUAAAGGAUAAGAUGGCAUAUCGUGAAGUUGGGGAAACCGUUUUCCAGACACCACGGACAAUGAUGCCUGGUGUUAUGAUGCCACAGCAAAUGCCCGUGGCUCCACAACAGAUGAGCACCGAGGAACCCGUACAAGCAACACAGGAGUCACAUGGCAACGAGGGUAGUGGAAUGGAUAAUGAUCUAGCUAACGCAAGUUACUACCAGCAGCACAUGACACGUCAGCGAAUGAUGAUGGCCAAUCAGCAAACGAUGCCUCAACAACAGUCACCUCACCAGCAAUCUCCACAACAGCAACCACCAAUGCAACACCCACCUCAGUCGCCACAAGGUCAAAUGCAGAAUGCGCAGCAACAGGGUCAUAUGCAGGGACCCGUUGCCCACCAAGGUGGACAGCAAGCACCUCAACAAGGACGUCAAGUUGUUCAACCCAUGUAUGCUAUGAAACCGCCAUCAAGUGGUACUUCAAGUCCUCAUGUCUACCCACAACAAAGCCACUAUACACCAAUGGCACAGCAACAUAUGGGCCAGCAAUCGCCAAUGUCCAAGCAGCCUGCAAUGCCACAGAUGCCUCAACAUGGCAUGAACCCUCAAAUGAUUAACCAACAACGUAUGAUGCAACAAAGGAUGAUGCAGUAUCCGCAGUACCCUCAGCAGCAAUACCAGCAAAUGCGUAUGAGGAUGCCUGCGCAGGGAAUGUACUACCCAAAUCAAAUGUAUCAGCAGACACCCUAUGGACAACUGAUGCAACCUGGUAUGCCAAUGCAACCGAUGGCAAUGCAUCAAAUGGGACCUAACGGUCAUAUGCCUAACCAGCAGGCUAUGAAUGGACAACCACAGAUGCAAGGUACCAUGAAGUCACCCAUACCAGAUCAUAUGGGCAACCAAAUGACGAAUCCUAACAUGGGAGCCCAAAUGCAAGGGCAACAUGGUAACGGACAAUCCCAGCAAAUGGGAUCACACCAAGGUAGAAGUAUGUAAACUUGGGGUACGUACACAUCAAGUGGAGGUAGCCUUAAACACAAU
This is a messenger RNA of Babesia bovis T2Bo, 2317 nucleotides long. Its product is annotated as DNA methyltransferase 1-associated family protein. The transcript is spliced from 2 exons. Bases 101 to 2272 code for a protein of 723 amino acids. Gene Ontology annotation, biological process: chromatin remodeling; negative regulation of transcription by RNA polymerase II; DNA repair. The record is from RefSeq and is a predicted model, not a curated record. Gene Ontology annotation, molecular function: transcription corepressor activity. Lineage: Eukaryota; Apicomplexa; Aconoidasida; Piroplasmida; Babesiidae. Gene Ontology annotation, cellular component: Swr1 complex; NuA4 histone acetyltransferase complex.